Molecule: messenger RNA, 4071 nt
Organism: Oncorhynchus nerka (sockeye salmon)
Lineage: Eukaryota; Metazoa; Chordata; Actinopteri; Salmoniformes; Salmonidae
Product: zinc finger protein 883-like
Exons: 4
Coding region: 261-2372 (703 amino acids)
Biological process (GO): regulation of transcription by RNA polymerase II; embryo development; urogenital system development
Cellular component (GO): nucleus
Molecular function (GO): DNA-binding transcription factor activity, RNA polymerase II-specific; RNA polymerase II transcription regulatory region sequence-specific DNA binding
Source: RefSeq, a predicted model, not a curated record
UCUUCAGGAACAACAACACGGAUACUAUUUCAACCACCUGGGUAGCUUGCUAGACAACAUAAAACGUACAGAUUGACGUUUUAGACCAUGUUUGUGUACAUUCGGCAAACCCAGUGUUUAAAACACAUGUCAGCUGACGUAUCAACUGGUUAACUUUAAUCUAUUUUGCCUUUUCAAUUUCAAAAACCUGUUAAAUAUUGAUACUAAGCCUAGCAUUCGGCUAGUCGCUAAUGCUAACUAGCUAGCUAACAUCCCCGACCAUGUGUUCACUAAACUACUAUUCCCCUGCUAAAGAAGAGGAUGUCAGCUGUAUGAAGAAAGAAGCUCUAGAGAUGAACAUUGUUGUGAAAGAAGAAGAAGAGGUGGAUAUUACAGUGAAAGGAGAGAAAGAACAUUUUAGAAUUAAAAAGGAAGCAGAGGAGGCUGUUAUAGUGAAAGAAGAGGAGGCUGUUACAGUGAAAGAAGAGAAAGAACCUUUUAGAGAGGAAGAGGAUGCUAUCUUAAUAAAGGUGAAGGAGGAAGACGUUUUGGGAGUGAAAGAGGAGGAGACAGCGUUAACACCGAUUAACACCAGAGAGAGACAUGACUAUGGUGGAUCCUCUGGGGAGCCUCAACAACAUCCUGAUGCUGACGAGGCAGUGAAGAGUCUCUCCAGAUCAGAACACCAGAUGGACAACGCUAGCCCUUCCUCACUCCCCGAGUCCUCGUGUCGUGCCUCUCCCGGUAGCACCUUACUGCUGGGUAGGAAGAGGUUGUCUGUGCUGCUGGUGGACUGCAGGAAAACAACGGGGCUGAGUGGAACUGUGGGAGGAGGAGAAGAGAGGAAAGGAUCAGAUUUGACACAUCAAAGAGAAAGACCAAACUCAGAGGAACCAGAGCCAGGGACGUCCAAACCAGCAAGACGACACCAGUGCUCCCACUGUGGAAAGAGUUUUAACCAGAAAGCACACCUGAAAGCUCAUGAGAGAAUACACACCGGGGAGAAGCCUUACCACUGCUCCCAGUGUGGACAGUGUUUCGUUCAAAAAGCACACCUGAAAGCUCACGAGAGAAUACACACGGGGGAGAAACCUUACCACUGCUCCCAGUGCAGGAAGAGUUUCAACCGGAAAACAUACCUGAAACUACACGAGAGAAUACACACAGGAGAGAAGCCUUACCACUGCUCCCAGUGUGGAAAGAGUUUCAACCAUUCAGGGACGCUGAAACAGCAUGAGAGAAUACACACAGGAGAGAAGCCUUACCACUGCUCCCAAUGUGGAAAGAGUUUUAAGAAUUUAGGGAACCUGAAACUACAUGAGAGAAUACACACAGGAGAGAAGCCUUAUCACUGCUCCCUGUGUGGAAAGAGUUUUAACAAUUUAGGGAACCUAAAACAACAUGAGAGAAUACACACAGGAGAGAAGCCUUACCACUGCUCCCUGUGUGGAAAGAGUUUUAACAAUUUAGGGAACCUAAAACAACACGAGAGAAUACACACAGGAGAGAAGCCUUACCACUGCUCCCAAUGUGGAAAGUGUUUUGUCUGUUCAGGGGAGCUGAAACUACAUGAGAGAAUACACACAGGAGAGAAGCCUUACCACUGCUCCCAGUGUGGAAAGAGUUUCAGCCGGAAAGAUAGCCUGAACCAACAUGAGAGAAUACACACUGGAGAGAAGCCUUACCACUGCUCCCACUGUGGAAAGAGUUUCAACCGGAAAACAUACCUGAAACUACAUGAGAGAAUACACACAGGAGAGAAGCCUUACCACUGCUCCCAAUGUGGAAAGUGUUUCGUCUGUUCAGGGGAGCUGAAACUACAUGAGAGAAUACACACAGGAGAGAAGCCUUACCACUGCUCCCAGUGUGGAAAGAGUUUCAACUGUUCAGGGACGCUGAAACUACAUGAGAGAAUACACACAGGAGAGAAGCCUUACCACUGCUCCCAGUGUGGAAAGAGUUUCAACUGUUCAGGGACGCUGAAACAACAUGAGAGAAUACACACAGGAGAGAAGCCUUACCACUGCUCCCAGUGUGGAAAGAGUUUCAACUGUUCAGGGACACUGAAACAACAUGAGAGAAUACACACAGGAGAGAAGCCUUAUCACUGCUCCCUGUGUGGAAAGAGUUUUAACAAUUUAAGGAACCUAAAACAACAUGAGAUAAUACACACAGGGGAGAGGCCUUACCACUGCUCCCAGUGUGGAAAGUGUUUCAUCCGGUCAAAGGAGCUGAAACAACAUGAGAGAAUACACACAGGUGAGAAGCCUUACCACUGCUCCCAGUGUGGAAAGUGUUUCAACCGGUCAUGGGGGCUGAAACGACACGAGAGAAUACACACAGGGGAGAAGCCUUUCCACUCCUCCCAGGGUGCAAAGCUUUUGCCCAUUUAGGGAGCCUGAAAGAACACAUGAGACUGCACACAGCGGAGAAUGCUUACAAAAGGCCAGACUGUGGGAAAACAUUUUACUCAUAACAGUCACUUAAACGUCUUUAGAGAAUCCACACAGGAGAGAGAAAUGACUUCUCUUAGCGUGUAUAUUGAUAUUUCACAUCACAUUGACUUAAAAUUCAUCAGAGAACAUACACAGUUCUCCCAUUGUCUUAUAUUGUUGACUGACAAUGUGUUUACCUGUUUUUACCAUAUUAAAUGGUUUCUUCCAAUUAUUGAUAAACAUGUACCUGUUAAGAAACUGACUGUUAGAACUGUUAAGGCUCCAUGGAUUGAUGAGGAAUUUAAAAACUGUAUGGUCAUUGGUAAAAAUAGAAAAGAGUCGAGGUCCUGGAAAGAGUUUUAACCAGAAAGGACACCUGAACCAACAGGGGGAAAUACGCACAGGGGAGAAGCCUUAACACUGCUCCCAGUGUGGAAAGGGUUGUAACCAGUUAAGGGACCUGAAAAUACAUGAGAGAAUACACAUACGGGAGAAGUCCUACCUGGCCGUUUACAAUGUUAGAUGUUUACAAUGUUGAAAGUAUACAUACAGGAGAAAAGCUGUACCACUGUUACCAGUGUGGAAAGAGUUUUUCCCACUUAUGUCAACUGAAAACACAUAAGCGAAUACACACAGGGGAGAAGCCUUACCACUGCUCCCAGUGUUCAAAGAAUUUUAACAAAUUAGGGAAGCCUUAAAAAACCCAUUAGAGGGCCUCCCGGGUGCCGCAGUGGUUAAGGGCUGUGCCACCAGAGACUCUAGGUUCGCGCCCAGGCUCUGUCGCAACCGACCGUGACCGGGAGGUCAGUGGAGCGACGCACAUUUGGCCUAGCGUCGUCCGGGUUAGGGAGGGUUUGGCCGGAAGGGAUAUCCUUGUCUCAUCGCGCACCAGCGACUCUUGUGGGGGGCCGGGAAAACAUAUUACUCAUCACAGGCACUUCAACGUCAUGAGAGAAUCCACACAAAAGAGAAGAAUUACUUGUAAUAUUGAUAUUGAUAUUUCACAUCACAUUGACUUAAAAUUCAUCAGAGAACAUACACAGUGCUCCUGUUGUCUUAUAUUGUUGACUAAGAAUGUGUUUACUUGUUUUUAUGAGAUGAAAGUGAAUUGUACAAAGUAUACUCAAACAUAUAUUUGUUUGUUUCUAUUAGAAAACAUGAAUUGAAUAUGGAGUCUGUCAGUUUGAAUAUAGAGUAGAUCAGAUUCCAUGUGUUUAAAUGGUCCUUUUUUAAACUCUUUGUGUGUGUUUAUCUGGGUGUGUCAUUCCUCCAGCACUACAGAUAAUCAAGUUAUAUUUGGAUGUGAUGCAUUUGUUCCAUUGUUGACAUUUGCAUUGUUGGCCCACUGAUGAUUUAAUGACAUGAAAAUGUUCAGACUCUGUAAUGGAAAAUGUUAGUUGUAUGUGUGUCCACAUAACUGAGUAUGUGACUAACCUUGUGAAACUGUCCUAUUAUAAGCUCCUGUUCUUGGGACUAUCAUUCUGUGUUGCAAACCAAUUUACACCUAUGUCCUUGUAUGAAUAAAGUCCCGCCCAGGAACAGGAAACUAUAAAGAUAUGUGCUAAUCACUCAAUGCUUCAGGAAUUCAGACUGUCUACACUGCGCUGUGUAACUCUGUUAUUCUCUCUGAGCUCAGAAAUAAAGAAUCUUGGUUUGA